GGGAGGGGGGGAGCCGCGGCCGCGGGGUGCCGAGGACUUUGCAACUUGCCCGGGAAGGUGGAGGGGCGAGAGGGGGAGGGGGACCACCGCACGACACCGAGCGGCCCGGGUUGGAGCGCCCAGCCCCGCAGCGGAUCAUGGUGCAGCAAGCGGAGAGCUUGGAAGCGGAGAGCAACCUGCCCCGGGAGGCUCUGGACACGGAGGAGGGCGAAUUCAUGGCUUGCAGCCCGGUGGCCCUGGACGAGAGCGACCCGGACUGGUGCAAGACGGCGUCGGGCCACAUCAAGCGGCCGAUGAACGCGUUCAUGGUGUGGUCCAAGAUCGAGCGCAGGAAGAUCAUGGAGCAGUCUCCAGACAUGCAUAACGCCGAGAUCUCCAAGAGGCUGGGCAAGCGGUGGAAAAUGCUGAAGGACAGCGAGAAGAUCCCGUUCAUCCGAGAGGCGGAGCGGCUGCGGCUCAAGCACAUGGCCGACUAUCCCGACUACAAGUACCGGCCCCGGAAAAAGCCCAAAAUGGACCCCUCGGCCAAGCCCAGCGCCAGCCAGAGCCCCGAGAAGAGCGCGGCGGGCGGCGGCGGCGGCGGCGGCGGGGGUGCGAGCGGCGGCGCGGGUGGCGCCAAGACCUCCAAGAGCUCCAACAAGAAAUGCGGCAAGCUCAAGGCCCCCGCCGCCCCCGCGGCCGCCGGCGCCAAGGCCGGCGCGGGCAAAGCGACUCAGGCGGGGGACUUCGGGGGCGCGGGCGAAGACUACGUGCUCGGCAGCCUGCGCGUGAGCGGCGCGGGCGGCGGCGGCCCCGGCAAGACGGUCAAGUGCGUGUUCCUGGACGAGGACGACGAGGAGGAUGAAGACGACGACGAGCUGCAGCUGCGAAUCAAGCAGGAGGCGGACGAGGACGACGAGGACCCGCCGCACCAGCAGCUCCUGCAGCCUCCGGGCCAGCAGCCGCCGCAGCUGCUGAGACGCUACAACGUCGCCAAAGUCCCCGCCAGCCCCACGCUGAGCAGCUCGGCCGAGUCCCCCGAGGGCGCGAGCCUGUACGACGAGGUUCGGGCCGGCGCCACCUCGGGCUCGGGGAACGGGAGCCGCCUCUACUACAGCUUCAAGAACAUCACCAAGCAGCAUCCGCCACCGCUCGCGCAGCCCGCGCUGUCGCCCGCGUCCUCGCGCUCCGUCUCCACCUCUUCGUCCUCCUCGUCCAGCAGCAGCAGCGGCGGCAGCAGCAGCAGCAGCAGCAGCAGCGGCAGCAGCAGCAGCAGCAGCAGCAGCAGCAGCAGCGGCGGCGAGGACGCCGACGACCUGAUGUUCGACCUGAGCUUGAAUUUCUCCCAAAGCGCACACAGCGCCAGCGAGCAGCAGCUGGGGGGCAGCGCGGCGGCCGGGAACCUGUCCCUUUCUCUGGUGGAUAAGGAUUUGGAUUCGUUCAGCGAGGGCAGCCUGGGCUCCCACUUCGAGUUCCCCGACUACUGCACGCCCGAGCUGAGCGAGAUGAUCGCAGGGGACUGGCUGGAGGCGAACUUCUCUGAUCUGGUGUUCACGUAUUGAGAAGGGGCGCCCUGCGUUCUCGCUCUUUCUCUCGGCGGGUGCAGAGCUGGGUUCUUUGGGAGGAAGUCGUGGCGAUCAUGAUGAUGAUGAUGAUGAUGAUGAUGAUGAUGAUGAUGGUGUUUGUUGAUGGUGGUGGUGGUAGGGUGGAGGGGAGAGAAGAAGAUGUUGAUAUGAUGUCGUGACACAAAGAAAUUGGAAAAGAUGAAAAUUUUGGUGGAGUUAAAAGUGAAAUGAGUAGUUUUUAAACAUUUUUUUUCCUGUCCUUUUUUUUUUUUUUUUGGUUUUGUUCCCCCUCCCCUCCCUUUCUUUAUCGUGUCUCAAGGUAGUUGCUUACCUAGUACGGAGUUGUGAUUUUUUUCCCCCAAAAAAUGUGUUUUUGUAAUUACCAUUUCUUUUUUUCCUGAAAUUCGUGAUUGCAACAAAGGCGGAGGGGAAGGGGCGGGGGAGGGGAGGGAGGACCCGCUCCGGAAGGCGCUGUUUGAAGCUUGUCUGUCUUUGAAGUCUGGAAGACGUCUGCAGAGAGGACCCUUUUGGCAGCACAACUGUUACGCUAGGGAGUUGAUUGGAGUUUUUUUGUUUGUUUGUUUGUUUUCUGUUUUAUUUUUCUUAAGAGAUCUUAAAGAACUGGUGUGUUUUUUUUAACGAACACAAAAACAAAAAGGGACCAUUACAACUUUUUUUUAUUAUUAUUUUUUGGAGGGAGAAAACUGAUGUCUUCUAUGCAUCCGAUUCUUAACAAAACUGCAGGGAGCUUGAAAAAAUGCAGACUGUACAAACGCUUACAAAAAAAAAACUGUGAACUGACUUAAGAUCAGAGUUUACUUUUCAGAUCAAAUUGUUUAUGGUUUUACAAAUGUGAUUUCUACUUGCCAACUUUUUUUUUGUAACUUGUUCCCUUAUACCUCCUUGAUUGAAUACCAGACAGCCUAGACCUCAGUACAAAAGGUAUUGAAACAUUUUUGAUACAUAACAGACCUCAGUCUUUUUUAAAAAUUAAUAUAUUUUCAGGCGUAUUUUUGUACAGUGAAAAGGGAACAUUCUUGCUGUGUUUUUUCAGUAAGACUUUCAGGCACUUCUUCCCUUUUGAUUUUUUUUCCUCUGUUUUUUAGCAUGCAAGUAUGUUGGUACGUUAUGUCCUGGUUUUAAAAGGAUUAAAAUUUUAAAAUAAUCCUUGCAUCUAAAGGCCUUGUGGUUUAAAAAAAAAAAAAGCAAACUUUUUUUUGUACAGCUAUAGUAGAGAUUUGUUCAAUAUUUGUAGGUAAAGAUUUAUUGAAAAUGGUGAUAUAGACCUCAGAGCUGUUAUCUUAGUUUAAAGAUUGUAUAUGUACUGUACUAUAGUAGGACUUUAUGUAUCUCAUACGCUGUGAUAUGUGGAUGGGGCCCCAGAUGGAAGGUUUGAAACUGGAUUCUCGAUUUUUAGCAAAAAAGAAAAGGCACAUAGUUUAAAAAGUUUCUCAUUUUGUGCAAUAUAAUCUAAAUAAAGUACAGACCAUCUGCAUAUUUUGUAGCAAAUGGUGGCAAAGCAGACUCAAUGCACUGUCGACAUCAUUGCCUGUUUUUUUUAAAAAAAAUUUUUUUUUGUGCUGGAAGUCUGUUUCUUGACAAUUUUUAAAUAAAUCAGCUGGAACUGAUAGAAGAAACUCUCAUCGCCAGUAGUCUCGAUGGAAGCCAAACUGGAGGUCCUGUUGGCGCAGAGCAUUCAGUGACCAGGCUGUUGUAAGCGCGGCUGGGAGGUGGCAGAAGAGAAUUCUCCAUGUAGAGGGUUAGGCUGGAAAGUGCUUCAUUGCCAGGCCAAUUUCUUUCCUCUUCAUUCCGUGGUUAUUGAAAAACCGAGGAGGAGAAUCCUGUCUUCCCUUUUCCUCUGCUCCCCUCCCCCUUUCCUUUCUCACCUCCAACUCCCGACCCCUCUCCCCACCCAAUCUGGUUGUCCGGCGAGUUGGCGCUGGGAGGGUGGGGUAGCUGGCCGGGGAGGGGCGGGCUCGCGUGAUCAGUGCCCCGCGCUCGCCUUUGGGGGCGCGGGACGGGCUCCUUUCUUCUCUUCUUGGCUGCGUGUCGUGGCGACAACCUUCCUCCGGAGCCGCGAGCGCUCCGGGCGCUCGGCUCCCCGUCGCUGCUGUCCCUUAGAGGGUGGAGCAGGCUUCGUUUUGUGAUUCAAACUCUUCCCACCACCAUCCUGCCCCCCUCCCCCCCACGCCCCUUUUGACGUAUCUUUUCUGCUUGUGCUUAGAGGUUAGACACAGCUUUGGAGUGCGACCACAGUUCUUGACUUGGAGAGGUGACGAGUGCCAGGGGAGUGGUUGUCCGCGUCCGGCUCUUCUCUUCUCCCCCCCCUCCUCCCCACGCCCCCUCCCCACCCCUCCCCUGGCUGGGGAGCUCCCCCAGGAUGGGCGAUGCAGGAAAGGCGGCGGGGCGCGGCCAGGGAGAGGCUGAGCGAACAGGCGGGAGACUGGCAGGUCGGCCCAAGGCGCGGCGGUUACUGUGUGACGGGAGUCGCAGUCACCUGGGGAUUUGUACGGGACGCGAGGGGUCAGGGGGAGUUAGGGCGGGGGGGAAGCCCACCUCCACGUGGGUCAGGAGGAGAUGAUCGCGGGGUCCAUCGAGGGUACCCGGGCCUCUCGGGACAAGCCCCUGCCGCCCCGCGCGCUCCAGGGUGCAAUCGGGGCCCGGGAGCGCCGGGAUGCCCACGCGGUUGCCUGGUGUCUCCCGGAGCCAGAGGGAAAGCUGCUAGGCUUUGGGGUGGGGUGGUGGAGGGGGAGGGGGGCCCAAAGAGGCUCCCGCCACACCCAGCGCCCUGAGCUCGAGCACUGGCUCCCCUGGCCCGCUGGCCGCCUCUGAGAAGGCGGUUGGGCUCCUUGAUUGUUUUCCAUCUGCCUCCUUGGGGCGCGGGCGCGACCCCAGCGCGCGCGCUCCCUGCUCGCUGGGGACCAUUUGCCUGACUCCUCCGCCCUCUUCUUCACGCGCACCCCUCCACCACCACCCCUUCUCUCCCCCCCGCCCCCCCAGAUCCGGCCUGAGCUUCCGAGCCCUCGCGAUCAGCCCUGGCUGGUGACCUCAGCGAGCCACGCUCACCCCUGGCUCGGGUCCCCCCCUUCCGUGCCUUCCGCCCCUCUUUUCUCCAGGGGGCCGCGCAGCGCCCGGCGCGCGGUUUUCAGCCUCGGUGUUCAGCCUCUCCGAAGUGCGGCGCUUGCAAUAGAGGAGACUUUUCUCUUGUCUGUUUGAAACUUGGUGCAAAUCAGCAUUACUGGUUUUUUUUUUUUUUUAACCUAUUGAAAUGAUUUCCUAAGGCUUGGCCUCCAGUUUUACUGAAAUUUGGCGAGACCUAACAGAGGUGUUCGCACACCACCAAGAGCUGCUAGGCCCAAGGCGCCCCAGUGCACCCUGGCUGCCUCCCCUUCCACUUUUGCGCUCAGAGCUCGGGCCUCCCCCAGCCUCGCGGUGGCUCCGGGCGAGCCUCCCCCACCCUCCGGAUGUGAAAUUAGCAAGCUUCUGCUGCAGAUCAGCAGAUUUUCUUUUCUGUGACUUUUUCCUUUCGGUGAACCAUCACAUUUCGGUAGUACACUUGGGAAAAGAGAGUCUGAUGGCGUUAAGGUCCUCAAUGUAGAACUGGAUUUCUCUGGAGUUGUUUACUUUUUUCCCCCCCAAAUGCUAAACUAAUGCAGUUACUGGUCGGACAUUUAUUUUAGCCACGGAUAAUUGAACCAGCGGUUUACAAUUGACAGUUCUCUCUGUGCUGGUGAUUUUACGUGGCUGCCCUUUGCUGCAAUUCUAAAUCUUGUUGAAAACACAAACCCCUUUACAAGACUGAGUCUAUGUAUUUUGAAAAUCUGAAAACUUUGCAUGUGCUCUAUGUUUUAAUCAUAGAUGAAUCUUGGACAUUUUCUGUGGUGAGGUAGAAACUUUACGUUAAGUAAAUUAGUGAUAUGUAAUAAAUUGGCCUCAGAAUGGAAACAGUCAUGACUAAGAGACAGAAAAAAAAAAAAGAAGCUUGGUAGACUUAAGUUUUUUGAGAGUACAAUAAGAGAAAUAGAGCUAAAUUAAAAGACCUGUUAGAACUCAGGACCGGCGCUUAAAUGCGCUUUCCACAAUAUUUAAGGCUGUUUUGAUGAAUGCAUUGUGAAGAUCAUUCUUAAUGAAUUCUUUAUUGAAUGUCUAAAACAUAAUAUAAUACACAAGGUAUUCUUGCCACUGGAUAGUCUUCAAUAAAAGUUGAAAUGCAUUUUUUUUGUCUCUUAAGUAAGUCUUAUUUUAACUAAGCAUUGACAGAAUAUUUUAAAAUGGAAAUAUGGGGGGUGGGGUGGGUGUGAGUGCAUUGCAGCCACUGGGUAUCCUGCUGUUUAUAACUAGUUCACAGACUUUGAUGAUGGCAUUUUGGUAAGAUUUACAUCUUUAAGAACUUGAACCAGCAUUCUCUUAUUAAUUCUUUAAACUGUGGAAAUAAUCUUCCAGUUCUUACACUCUGAGAUGCAUCCCUUUUAUUUUUUAAAAAAUAUGCUAAUAAAAGGCAGUGUAUUUAAACUGUGCUUUGCAAAUAUUAUGUAUGUUAUGAAUGACUACAGUCACAGGGCAAAUUAUUUGUAGAAUGGUUAUCCUUUAGCUAAGAAAAAAAAUCAUUUCAGCCCUUUUUGGGCAGAGAUGUUUCUUUUUUUAAUGUUAAUCAAGGGGAAGUGAUUUAAAUAUGCAUGCAUAUAGCAGUCAGGAUGAUUUAGUUGUUUUUUUCCAGAAAGAAAAAGACUCAAAAGGCAAGGCUUGUUUUUCUCUUUUCUGGGAGUUGAAACAAUAAUCACUUGAUAUUGGUACAGUACAAGAAAUUUACAUUUGUUUUACAGUUCAGGAUUUAAAUGACUUUUGCCCAAGGAUUCUGAGAAAUAAAGCAAAUAAGUUGCUCUAUUUUAAAGUAGUCAUUCAAUAUAAAUAUAUUAUAUCAAUCUUAACUUUUUUAUUCUCUGAUAUGAUUAAUAAUAUGUAUAUUCUUACUUUUUCUUCUAAUGAGCAUAUGUAUCCUUGUGGACACUUUGGAGAGAGGUUUUCUUGAACUCUCCCAUUUAUAGAAUCUUUAUACUCUUUUACUGCGUGGUCCCCUGCUUUUAACAGAUUUCUGAGGCAAAUAUAUUUGUGCUUUUUUCUUAUGUAGGAUGACCAGUGAAAUAGUUUACUGAGUUAUCGAUUUUAUCAGUAGAUAAAAAACUUUCUUUAUUACAGUUUCAGGGAAGAUUUUUUCAGGAUAUUUCUCAGUUACUCUAAGGGCCAAAUUUUAUAAAAUUUCCAUUAGGAAUGUCAGUUACAAAUACCCUUUGUAUAGCCUAGGCCUGUGAGGAUACCAAGACUGAGCCUUAUGUAUCCAAACAGGAAUUUACCAGUUCCCAAAGUAACCGUCUCCAUGUAACAAUGCUUGCACAUGCUUUUCUGACAUUUGGCUUAUUUUAAUUAUUUGGAUAUUUUCCUCCCUCAUUGUUCACUUAUUAGAUUUAUUCCACUCUCUCUCCUUUUAUUUGAUGAUCUGGCAAAUUCUGCCCUUUGUUCACAACUCAGUAUUUUUUGCCCUUUCUUUAGAGUCCACAUUUUCAAUCACAGUAAAGAUUAAACAAAAUGAAUUGAGCUCUCUUCCAUUUUACUUGCUACUGGCUUUUUUUUUCUUGAAUCCUAACAUAUCUUCAUUUUUUUCCAUUGUAGUUAUUUUUUAACACUACCUAUAUCAAUUAGCUGCCUAAUUAGUUUUAUCUAUUCCAUGUGGAUGCAGUGAGUUUAUAAGAGAAUUUCACAAACAAGUAGUUUUUUAGUGAACUUAAACAGAAUUUUAAAGGAGACCUAUUUUUAUACUCAAUAAAAGCACAAAAGUGCAGAAAGUAUAAAAUGGCUUACAAAGGGAAACAUACGUUCAUAAUGUUCCAUGUAUAAAAGUAAUAAUUUUAUUGGGUAGAGAUACUCUUAAAAGAUUCAAUACCUCUGCCAGUGCACAGAUAGGACUGUUUUAAAUGACUUGGGAACUUCUAUUGCCUGCAGUUGCAAGCAGAUGACUUUUCUGUAGAGAAAACAAACCACUAAAAGCAAUAUGAUCGAGUUGAGAUGUGGUUUCACAUGAGCAAUUGAUGAAACGACCUGGACAUGCAAAAUGGAGGCUCCCUUUUCAUUGUUUGAUCAAACUUCUUGUAUGUAGUCAAUAGACUUGGGUUUUCUCUGCUGUGAAAGUGACAAGAAUAAAGCAAUAUGACAAAAAAAAAGUUUGAAAAUGUGUAAAAAAUAUAUAUAUUUACGGUAGGGUCCUUAAAGUGACUUUGAUCCUUAAGUUGUUUUAUUAGACAUUUUACAGUCCCUCUUCAAAGAUAAAACAACUGGAAAUAACAUUGAUAUGCCAUAUAAAGAAUUUUGAUCAAAUAAGUAUUGGCAAAGGGCCCUCUAAACACAUUUUCUUCAUCCAACUUACGUUCAAAACACUAUGCCUCAUCCCUUGAAUCACAUAGGGAGAAACAUUCUAUGCCAUUAUACCAUUAAUUUCCCAUUUUGUCUACUUUUACUCUUGUACAUAUGUUGUGGGUUUAAGAGUCUUUUGCAUUUGUUCUGUGACACCUAUUUUUGAGUGGACUGUAUUAAGAUGGAGGCCUACUUUUCUGGUUUGGGACUCCUAGUGGCUAUGGCAUCCCGUAAGAUUUCAUGAUGGCCAUCAUGGCAACCACCUGAUGUUAGAGCAGUUUUUAGCAUGACACUGUUAGCAAGUAUGUAUUUUCCAAGGCCACAUGAAACUUAACCUUUGGUAGCCACUCCAGGUUUGGGAGCAGAAGAGCUGAAAAACCCUUUUGUUUAGAAGUCUGAGUGGUUUGUGGGGGGGACCGUUUUUUAGAGUUUGCAUGCCAGCGCAGGACCUAAUGCUGUGAGACAGAGGGGUAAAGCUAGCCUAGGCAGUGCGCUGGAGGGUGAAGUGUUUGAUAGCACUAGGGGGAAAAGAAAAUGCAUGGCAAAGUUUCGUCUUCUGUAGACUAUCUAGCAUGCAGAGUUUAGUGUGUUGAAACAGUGUAUGACAAUUGCUGUAUCAAAGUUGUAAAAUUAAGCAUUAUUUAUUGAAAACUAUGUAUUUUUUUGUAAAAACCUGAUCACAUAGAGAAUAUCAGUGGCUUGUGCUUGUGCUUCGGUCGAACCAGCUUCCUGACCCGCCCCCUUUGGUAUGAAGUGUUGAUGCUCAGGGUUGAAAAUAGUAUACCCCCAUGUCUCUUUUGCAAGAGCUUUCACAGAGGAAUACAUUUGUUCAAAAGACUCUAAUAAAAUUGUGUGAUCGAUCUGCACUUGUGGUUUUUAUGUGACUUUUUUCCAGUUUUGCAUUUGAUAACUACUGUUUAAUUCCUGAAGUAAUGUCCUUAAAAUUGAUGUCAAGGACAGGCUUGAAAAGUACUGGGGGUCAGUCUAGGGAAAAGUAGGCCCCACAGGAAUGCUGGGGCAGGUCUGAGCUGCUCAUAAUUGGAUUAAGCAUGGUAUUAAAGUCUCCAGAUGUUUAACUGGCCAAUAGAAUUUUUAAAAAAGUAAUAGACAAAGUAUAGAAGGGUAGAUGAACAUGUUUUGUCAUUAAUGUUUGAACUAGAAAAUGAAGGAAAAAUAUCAGGGCAGUAGCUGCUGUGGAAUUCAAUGCCAGCAAACUCCAUUUCUCUGUGUCUUUUUUUUUUCUAUAAACAAUUUACAGUGUAAAUGUAUUUUGACAUAGAAAUCAUUCUGUAUUGAGAUUCUUGAUAUAAAAUGCUUUUAUGGAA
Sorex araneus (European shrew) is the source of this 9274-nucleotide messenger RNA. RefSeq names its product SRY-box transcription factor 11 (gene SOX11). Gene Ontology annotation, biological process: neuron differentiation; anatomical structure morphogenesis; positive regulation of transcription by RNA polymerase II. Lineage: Eukaryota; Metazoa; Chordata; Mammalia; Eulipotyphla; Soricidae. The coding region runs from base 138 to 1541 and encodes 467 amino acids. The transcript has a single exon. The record is from RefSeq and is a predicted model, not a curated record. Gene Ontology annotation, molecular function: DNA-binding transcription activator activity, RNA polymerase II-specific; RNA polymerase II cis-regulatory region sequence-specific DNA binding.